This is a messenger RNA of Uranotaenia lowii, 5196 nucleotides long. RefSeq lists its product as uncharacterized. The transcript is spliced from 5 exons. Gene Ontology annotation, molecular function: nucleic acid binding. Bases 1 to 5196 code for a protein of 1731 amino acids. The record is from RefSeq and is a predicted model, not a curated record. Gene Ontology annotation, biological process: DNA integration. NCBI's taxonomy places the organism in Eukaryota, Metazoa, Arthropoda, Insecta, Diptera, Culicidae.
AUGAGUUCCUCUACCAAGCAACAAGUUACCUCUCUUACGCGGUCCCUCUCCUCCAUCGAAACGCAAUUGAAAAAGAUGCUUUUGGUCGUUGAAAAUUUCGAUGUGGCGACCGGUGAAAAAAUUCGCUUGGAAGACAUUCUUGAAUCUUCUAUUGAACUCUACGACAAUUUUCGGUCCGAUCAAUUGAAACUUUUUGGUCUAAUUAAAGAAGAAGAAGUGCCAGAUAUUGAGAUGCAAGGUGAAACCAUCCACGAUAUUGUUCGUGAAGUGCGAAUUCAAGUUAAGAAGAAGCUUUUGCACUAUAAAGAAGAUGAAAAAAAGCCACUUAUUGUUCCUUCUUCUUCCGAAACCCCCAAUAAAAGCACAAUAAAAUUGCCUGAAAUUCCCCUUCCACUUUUCGACGGUAAUUGCGAGAACUGGCUUUACUUCAAGGACCAGUUCACCAGUUUGAUUAAACGCAACGAUCAUUUAAACGAUUUUCAAAGGCUGUACUAUCUCCGUUCGUCCCUCCGCGAUGAGGCGCGUGCCAUUGAAUCGAUUGAUUACGAAUCCUCCUUGGCACUGCGCGAGCUUUUGAAUGGAGUGCUGAAGCAUAUUCGAGCCCUUGCUGCUUUAGGCUUCUCCCUUGAUAAAACGUCGGAUGUCUUUUUGGUUCACCUGGUAACCAGUCGUUUGGAUCGUGAAACUCGUAAGGCCUUUGAGAUGCAACAAACAGACUCGACUUACCCCAGCUGGACAGCUUUAAUUACAUUCCUCCAAGACAGGUGCAGAAUUUUGGAAAGUCUUGAGUGUAGAAAGGCGUUAGCUGGUGAAAGAAAUCCUCGUCCCCAAGUCUCGCAGGCGCAAAGGUUGCGGCAUACAUCUCGUGGUCCUGUGUCAAAUGCUGCUAUGAGCCUAGAACCAAAGCGGAACAAAUGUUUUCUUUGCAGUGGAAGUCAUUUUUUGAGCGAAUGUUUUAAGUUUCGAGGCUUUUCCGUCCCUGAACGUAUACGCAAGGUGAAAGAACUUCGUUUGUGCAUCAACUGUCUGAGCAAUAAGCAUUUUUUGGCGGACUGCCCUAGCUCCUCUUGUCGUCGAUGCUCAGACAGACAUCACACAUUGCUGCACCUUGAAUUCUCCCAACCGAAACCCGAUAUGAAAUAUGAUUCCAACUCUCGUGGUCGCGAUAAUCAGCCGAAACCUCCUAAUCCUGAUGGUCAAAAUUACCGGUCUGCCCCAACCUCGUCUGGUCAAACAAAUCGUUCAGUUCAGAGUACCCAGAACUCGUCGUCCAACCCCUCAUUGACUCAUGCAACCGUGACAUCCAAACAGGUUUUGCUUUACACUGCAACCGUCGUGAUUGAAAAUUCUUACGGCGAACGGUUUGACUGUCGUGCCUUGUUAGAUGGUGCAUCUAUGGCCAACAUCAUCACUAAAGACUGCGCCAAAAAGCUGAGCUUGAAGUCUAGAUCAACUAACAUGGAACUAAGUGGAGUGUGUCACCAACAUUCAAAAAUUCGUCGUAUUGUGCGAGCCUUUGUUAUGUCCAGGCACUGUGACUACGCAAGAUUUAUCGAGUUCCUUGAAGCAGACAACGUCACUGCGAAUCUUCCUCUACAACCCUUUGAAACGUCUUCUUGGAAAUUACCUGACGGUGUGAUCCCCUCUGAUCCCUCUUUCAACAUACCCGGGCGAAUCGAUAUGCUUCUCGGUAUGGAAUUGUACUGGGAAAUAUUUUCUGGAAGGCAAGAGUUUAUGGAUGGAAAGUUUUCGUUCCGUGAAACCAAGUUCGGCUUGGUAGUUGGUGGAAUAAUUGAGCGACAGGGCGAGUUUACCGAAACUGAUGAUUGUUUCUGCAACGUGAUGACAAAUGAAGAGUUGCAUGAGAAACUUAAAAGAUUUUGGGAAGUUGAGGAACUCCAACCAUCAGAAACAGUCUCUGAGGAAGCAUUAGCCGAAACUCAUUUUUGUGACACGGUCGAAAGAACAGCUGAUGGUACAUAUAUGACUAGACUACCGUUUCGAAAGGGAGCUACAUUGGGCAAUUCUCUAAAUCUAGCUCACCAAAGAUUUCUUGCUAUGGAAUAUCGCUUACUCAAGAACCCCACAUUGUAUGAUGACUACAAAGCGUUUAUGGCCGAAUAUUUAUCCAUGGGCCAUAUGAUAAAAAUCGGAACUAUCGAUACAGUGGUUGACGGUCCAGACCAGUACUUCCUUCCCCACCACCCUGUCCUCCGACCAUCUAGUAGCACCACCAAAUUACGUGUCGUUUUCAAUGCGUCCUCAAAAACUUCGAACGGUCAGUCCCUGAACGAUAAGCUUUUGGUCGGCCCAACCAUUCAACAGAAUUCGGCAGAUAUUAUUUUGAGGUUUCGAAAACAUCGAGUCGCUAUGUCAGCUGAUAUUUCAAAAAUGUACCGAAUGAUAAAGAUGCACCAAGAUGAUCAACGGUUCCAAAAAAUUCUGUGGCGAUCGAGUCCUGAUAGUGAAAUAUCUGUGUAUCAGUUGACAACCCUCACGUACGGCACGGCCUGUGCUCCCUUCAGCGCUACUAGAUGUCUUCUACAACUCUGCCAAGAUGAGAAAGAUCGUUUCCCUUAUGCUGCGGCUCGUGGUACUACUGACUUCUAUAUGGACGAUGCAUUGACCGGUGCGGACAGCACGGACGAAGCAAGGACUCUGCAAACUGAACUAAUCAAAAUGUGUUGCUCCGGAGGGAUGGUUCUGCAUAAAUGGUGCUCCAACGACAGCAAAAUCUUGGAUGCUGUUCCCAGCGAAAAUCAAGAACAAAAGGUAAUUUUCUCGAACGACAAAUCAACAAAGACACUUGGGCUAACCUGGCAGCCUAACACUGAUCUCUUUGUCCUUGAUUUCUCAUCCAUCGAAUUCAAGACUUGCGGAUGUACGAAGCGUGAAAUUCUGUCAGAUGUGGCAAAGCUGUAUGACCCGAUCGGACUGAUCGGUCCUGUGAUUCUGACAGCCAAGUUGAUUGUUCAGGAGGCAUGGAAAAGCGGAUAUGGCUGGGACGACGUUGUAGACGAAGGGUUGAAAAACAAGUGGCUAAAAUUUCGCUCUCAAAUCCAACUAGUAGACCAAAUCAAAGUCCCAAGGUGUGUGCUCCCUAAUAACCAAUUGAAGUCCAUUGAACUACAUGGCUUCUCCGACGCUUCGAAAUCGGGCUACGGAGCCUGCGCGUACGUAAGAUCGGUCGAUUGCGAAGAUAAAGUGUCGGUUCAGCUCCUUUGCUCAAAAUCGCGUAUAGCUCCAAUUCGUAAAACAGAGGAGGAACAGUUAACUAUUCCAAGACUCGAGUUAUGCGGCGCUUAUGUUUUAGCUCAAAUCAUUGAAAAUGUGAAACGAUCUUUUGAAAUUACCUUUGACCAAAUAAUUCUUUGGAGUGAUUCCAUGGUAGUAUUAACUUGGAUCCAAACACCAUCUACUAAGCUCAAAACAUAUGUUUCUAACCGAGUAGAUUACAUCCAAAAAACGACCAGUCCAGCUUUGUGGCGGCACAUUGGCACGAAGGAGAACCCAGCCGAUGCCCUGUCACGAGGACUCAUGCCGAACGAGAUUGUUGACUUCGAUAAAUGGUGGCACGGGCCGUGCUUCCUGCAGAACAUCGAGGCAACAUGGUUAUCUGACGACAAGCCAAACAUCGAAAUCGAGGACAUCCCAGAACUGAAGGCACUGGUAAGCGUGGUCAACGAGCGGUUCAGCAUCUUCGAAAAUAUUGGCAGCUUCGAAUCGAUGCUACGCACGAUGGUCCAGAUGCUGCGAUUCAUCAGAAAAAAGCCGAAACAACCCUGCACAUUUCGGACGAAUGUGUAUCACGUGCUGGAACUCAACGAUGCUUUGGUAAAAUUGGUGAAGCUAGUUCAAGAAGAAGUUUUCUCUGACGUCAUCGAAAAACUUCGCAACGGCAAGUCAAUUCCCCGAGACAGUCAUCUGCUAACUCUCGGACCUUAUCUCGACGACGACGGUGUGAUGCGAGUUCGUGGACGACUUCAAAAGGCGCAGAUUCCCGAGGACAUGAAGAACCAAAUGAUCCUCCCGGCAGGCCAUCCGUUCACGGUAGCUUUGAUACGAUCGUAUCACAUCAAGUACCUCCACGCAGGACCUCGUCUUACCAUCGAAGCUCUACGCCAAAAGUUCUGGAUUGUACGAGGGCAAAACAUUGUGAAGAAGGUGAUUCGCCAAUGUACCAAGUGCUUCAGACGAAACCCGAAAAUUUUGAGUCAACCUGUUGGCGAGCUUCCUGUUUGUCGAGUCGAGCAAAAUUAUCCUUUCUACAACACCGGAGUAGACUUCGCAGGGCCUGUGAGUUUACAGCAACGAAACCGAAGAUCGACGGUCACGUACAAGGGCUACAUCGCUGUGUUUAUUUGCAUGGUGACUCGGGCGAUCCACUUAGAGCUGGUCGGGGACCUGACAUCCGAGGCGUUUAUUGGGGCUCUUCAAAGAUUUGUCGGACGACGAGAGCUGCGAAAGUUGUUUUGCGACGAACAGCACCAACAAUCCCUGGUCAACUACUGCAGCGAAGAGGGCAUCUCUUGGCACCUCCAGCCACCUUACUCUCCUAACUUUGGUGGCAGCUGGGAGUCUGGUGUAAAAUCUAUGAAAACGCACCUACGAGCAGUGUUGGGCAACGCAGUGCUAACCUACGAAGAGAUGUCGACGGUGCUGGCGCGGAUCGAGGGGGCCCUCAACUCGCGCCCAUUGUGUCCUCAAUCAACCGAUCCGGGUGACCUGACCGUUCUCACCCCGGGUCAUUUCCUGAUCUUCCGACCAUUGAAGGACCUACCAGAGCCCGAUUUCGAGAAGACGAAGACAUCCCUGCUGAAAAGGUGGCAUCACAACCGAACCAAACUUGAUCAAGCGAAGAACAUCGAACCUGGACAGGUAGUUGUGGUUCGCGACGAGAAUCUUCCACCCCAAAGGUGGAUCCUUGGCCGAAUAGUCGAAACCUUCCCAGGAUCGGACGGUAUAGUACGAGUUGCUGACAUCCUGACCCAAGACGGCAUAAUUCGACGAUCGAUUUCGAGAUUGUGUAUGUUGCCAAUCCAGGACAAUUUGGUGACACUACACACAACCAUCAAGACUGGGUCCCAGAACCGGUACCGUGCAUAUCGAACCGACAACACCAACACAUACGCACCCGCGUAUGGAAUGACGACGAAGAAGGUAGAUAAAGCCGGGUCCCGGCAGCUGCGCAGUUAG